Molecule: messenger RNA, 1692 nt
Organism: Ipomoea triloba (trilobed morning glory)
Lineage: Eukaryota; Viridiplantae; Streptophyta; Magnoliopsida; Solanales; Convolvulaceae
Product: 4-coumarate--CoA ligase-like 1
Exons: 6
Coding region: 1-1692 (563 amino acids)
Biological process (GO): fatty-acyl-CoA biosynthetic process
Molecular function (GO): long-chain fatty acid-CoA ligase activity
Source: RefSeq, a predicted model, not a curated record
AUGGGCUCUAAUGUAGGCCAAACCUCUACAAAACAAGAUGAUGAGCAUAUCUUCAGGAGCAAAUAUCCACCAGUACAAGUCCCUGAUGACAUGACACUGCCCGAUUUUGUGCUUCAUAACGUGGAGCUCUAUGCUGAUAAGGUGGCUAUUGUGGAUGCCACCACGGGGAAAGAGUUCUCGUAUGGCCAAGUUGCGAGGGAUGUCAGGAGGUUUGCUAAGGCGUUGAGGUCGCUGGGCCUGAGGAAGGGGAGACUGGUGGUCGUCGUGCUCCCAAACGUGGCUGAAUAUCCCAUCAUUGCACUGGGAAUCAUGGCUGCUGGUGGCGUCUUAUCGGGCACUAACCCAACUUCCCAUGCAUCGGAGCUCAAGAAGCAAGUCGAAGUUGCAGAUGCGAAGCUCAUUGUCACUGAUGCACCAACUUAUUACAAGGUGAAAGAUUUGGGACUUCCAGUAAUAGUAGUAGACGAAGAACGUGUGCAGGGAACCAUAAACUGGGAUGAACUGCUGGAAGCUGCAGACCGUGCAAGCAAUGAUUUUGCCAUCACCGAAGACGAGGUGGUGAAACAGAACGAUCUGUGUGCCCUUCCUUUCUCCUCAGGCACAACUGGGAUGUCAAAAGGGGUGAUGCUAACCCACAGGAAUCUGGUGGCUAAUCUUUGCUCCUCACUCUUCAGCGUUGGACCGGAGAUGAUAGGGCAGGUGAUCAUACUCGGAUUGAUCCCAUUUUUCCACAUCUAUGGGCUGGUUGGAAUCUGCUGCGCAACCAUGAGAAAUAAGGGGAAAGUGGUGGCAAUGCGUAGGUAUGAACUCAGGGCGUUUCUUGAUGCUCUCAUCACCCAUGAAGUCAAUUUUGCACCCAUUGUGCCACCCAUCAUUCUGGGGCUGGUCAAGAACCCUAUUGUGGAUGAAUUUGAUCUCUCCAAGCUCAAACUCAAAUCCAUCAUGACAGCUGCAGCUCCCUUAGCACCCGAGAUCCUCAAUGAAUUCCAGAAAAAAUUCCCUGGCAUUCAAGUCCAAGAGGCGUACGGGAUGACUGAGCACAGCUGCAUCACACUAACACAUGGAGAUCCAAGAAAGGGCCAUGGCAUUGCCAAGAAAAACUCAGUAGGCUUCAUUCUUCCCAACCUGGAAGUGAAGUUCAUUGAUCCUGACUCUGGUUUAUCUCUUCGAAGAAACACCCCAGGAGAGAUUUGCGUCAGAAGCCAAUGUGUUAUGAAAGGCUACUACAAUAACGAGUAUGAGACUGCACUCACAAUUGAUAAGGAUGGUUGGCUUCAUACCGGGGACAUUGGCUACAUCGACGAGGAUGGAGAUAUCUUCAUUGUGGACCGGAUCAAAGAGCUGAUCAAGUUCAAGGGAUUCCAGGUAGCUCCGGCUGAGUUAGAGGCCACACUUCUGAGUCAUCCUUCAGUUGAAGAUGCUGCUGUGGUCGGGUUACCUGAUGAGGAAGCUGGGGAGGUGCCGGCGGCAUGUGUGGUUUUGUCCGCUGGAGCAAAGGACAGCGUGGAAGACAUCAUGAACUACGUGGCAUCUAGCGUCGCGCACUAUAAGCGAGUCAGAGUUCUUCAUUUUGUUGACGCCAUUCCUAAAUCACAUUCCGGGAAGAUCAUGAGGAGGGUUAUCAAGGACAAGAUGGUGCAGAAUCUUACCACUGCAUCAUCCCAUGAUGUCCUUAAAAAGCUAUUGGCAUGA